CCUCGUAGCGCAUCGGCCCCUCCCCUCCGCGCUCUGCGGCGGCCCGCCCUACUCACUCAAGAGCCCCGUCUGCUCUCUGCCCGAGUCUGGGGGUGGGAGAAGACAACCCGUACGGCCUUGGAAAUCCGUAGAAACUAAACAAUACAACAGGACUUAUGUUAUGUGGAUGAAAGGUUGAGACAAUGGAUGAAGAUGUAACCACUCUCUCUCUCCAUUCCCAUGAGCCCAAAAUCAUAUUCCAUGGCACAGAGGAAGAUGAGGUUGUGGUAGAACUACAGGAAUCAAUUCUCGUGUCUGACAUGGAGGGUGAGAAGAUUGCGGUGCAUGGCUUUGCCUCAGAGGAGCUGGUUAUCCAGGAAGCCAUCGAGGAUGUGGUGGCAGAGUAUGUGCCAUGCACCGAUGAUGAGGAAGGGCUUGGCACCAUUGCUGUUGAGACCUGUGUGAUUUCACCUGAUGAUGUGGCUCUGGAGGAUGAAGGACUUCAGGUUGACGUGGUGACCGAUGCUCAGGUACAGGAGGAUCCUGACACCUGUGGAGACUACCUCAUGAUCUCUUUGGAUGAAGCUGGAAAGGUGGUUUCAGAUGAGGAUACUAAAGUCACCAUCGAGAGCACUUUAGAAGAUCCGGAGGAUGUGGAGAAGGAUGAAGAGGGUCAAGAGGUCAUCAAAGUGUACAUUAUUAAGGCGCAUUCUGGGGAGGAAGACUUGGGAGGCACUGUUGACAUAGGAGACACUGAGAUUGAUGUAGAUGAAAGCGUGGAGCUAGUGGAUGCCUCUGGAAUGCCUAUCAGAGAGAAGAUGGUGUACAUGUCAAUGGAUGAAACCAUUCAAAACCAGGAUGACAUAAAUGCUAAAAUGACAGAUGAAGUCUACAUGGAAGUGGUGGUGGGAGGUGAGGACCCUGGAAAUUCUCAGCGGACACUCGACAAUGCAUCGCUCAGCAAAGACUUCAUGCCUGUGGCUUGGGCAGCUGCUUAUGGUGGGGAGGAGAGUGAAAGUUGUGAGAACAGGAAUGGAGCAGCUAGUGCUCUCCUGCACGUUGACGAGUCUGACAUGAUGGGGAGGCUCAAUCGCCAGCGAAGUAAGAACAAGAGUAAAAAGCGUUCCGAACUUCGUCAAACAGCGAUCAUCAUUGGACCAUACGGCCAGCCUCUUACAGUGUACCCCUGUAUGCUGUGUGGCAAGAAGUUCAAGUCGCGUGGCUUCCUCAAGCGCCACACUAAGAAUCACCAUCAAGAUGUAGUAAAUCGAAAGAAGUACCAGUGCACUGACUGUGAUUUCACCACUAACAAAAAAGCCAGUCUCCACAACCACAUGGAGUUCCACACCCUUAGUAGCAAGGCUCCAUUUGAGUGUGAGGAAUGUGGAAAAGAGUUCCACCAGCAGGCGGCGUUGUUCUCCCACCGCCUGCAGCACCACCAUAGAGAAUCCAAGCUGCAUAUCCCUGCAUCCACCACCAAAAUGCACAUGUGCAAGUUCUGUGAAUAUGAGACGGCAGAGCAAGGACUUCUCAACCGACACCUGCUGGCUGUUCACAGCAAGAAUUUCCCUCAUAUCUGUGUGGAAUGUGGCAAAGGCUUCCGGCAUCCUUCAGAACUGAAGAAGCACAUGAGGACUCACACUGGCGAGAAGCCUUACUCCUGCCUUUACUGCAACUACAAAUCAGCUGACUCUUCCAACUUAAAGACGCAUAUAAAGACCAAACAUAGCAAGGAGAUGCCUUUCAAGUGUGACCGUUGCUUCCAGACGUUUGCAGAACCUGAUGAGUUGCUACAGCAUGGACUGACACAUGAGGAAGCCAAGACACACCAUUGCUCCCAUUGUGAUCACAAAAGCUCCAAUUCCAGUGACUUGAAGCGUCACAUUAUUUCUGUUCACACCAAAGACUAUCCUCAUAAAUGUGAGGUCUGUGGAAAGGGCUUCCAUCGGCCGUCUGAGCUUAAGAAGCAUUCAGUGGCGCAUAAAGCCAAGAAGUUGCACCAAUGCAGGCAUUGCAAUUUCAAAAUCGCAGAUCCGUUUGUUCUUAGUCGGCAUAUUUUGUCUGUGCAUACUAAAGAGCAGCAAGCUUUCCCUGACAAAAAGGGUCUUAAGAAGACAUUUGCACUUGGAGCUCAUGGGGGUAAGAAAAUUUUGGGUGGCACUGGUAUGUCCAAGGGCCAUAGGGAACGGCGUUUAUACCAGUGCCAGUAUUGUGACUACAGCACCGGUGAUGCGUCUGGCUUCAAGAGACAUGUGAUCUCCAUUCACACCAAAGACUAUCCUCAUCGCUGUGAUUUCUGCUCUAAAGGCUUCCGCAGACCAUCCGAGAAGAACCAGCACAUCAUGCGACAUCAUAAAGACAUAAUGCCUGCUUUGUGAGCUGUGUAGUGGCUGCCAAUAGUAACACCAAUCAGAGCCUCAUCAGGAAGAGGUCCAUCCUAGAUUUGUGGAUGUAGCUGUAGUCUUCAGAGCCAAAGCUGAUCCUUUGAAAGCCGGCUAGGGGCUGUUUCAGACCACAGAUGGUGUAGGCAUGGUAAACAUGCAAGGAAAAAGAGAGAAGGUCGCUCCAGAUUGGUCAUCACCCUUUUUCUGCUCUAAUAUAGAUGUUUUUGUGUGGCCAGUGUUCUCAGUCACAGGUUACACUGUUGUUGUGUCUAAAUAAAUGUUUUGAAGUGCAACUUUCUAGUUUUAGAUUAAAUCCAACUUGCAGGGAUAGUUCAGCCAAAAAUGAAAAGUCUCACAUCAUUUACUCACCCUCAUGACUCCAGUGGUUUAAUCUAUGUCUUCUGAAGCAAUCCAGUUGGUUUUUGGGUCAUGAUUUAAAGCUCAAUUACACUGUCUAGUACUUGAGGCAUGAGCAGAGCUCUAGAUGGUGCUAUAGGAAGUGUAAUUGAGCUUGAAAUCAUGAUUGUGAUUGUGUUCUGCAGAAUGGCAUGAGGGUGAGUGAAUGACAGAAUUUUCAUUUUUGGGUGAAAUAUCCCUUUAAAUCAUGAAGGAUGGACAUCAAACAUGCCGUUAAAUGUUAUGUUUGACCGUAUGAUUAUUAAUUAUAGCUUCUGUUUUGUAAGAAGUCAGUGAGCUAUGUUGUGAAUCAGUUAUUGAAUGGUUUUUUUGGCUUCAGAUAAGCAGAAUGAAUUAUUAAAAUGAAUUUAAAAAAUCAAAACCCAAUCUAUGGUUCCUAAAAAAACAAAUAUUGUGAUAUUUGCCCACAUUGACUAGUUUUAUUUGAGAGCAAAUCACUUGUCUUUCAGCUCUGAUAGUCUCUCAGGAAACAAAUUUUAUUUAAUUUGAAGAUAAUCACGGUCAAGAUCCACACAAAAUGCAUCUCUAGCAUUGCCGCAUUGAUUUUGCUGAUAACAACCAUUAUUUAAUAAUGUAAAUGAAUAGAACAUAAUGUAGGACAGGUUUUCUAGCUAAUAUUUCCAAGAAAAGUACAAUAUUAUCAAUAGCACUCAACCGAAAUGUCUUUAAAUCUGAUCAAUGAAUACAGUCAUUAAAUCAGGCCAAAUGGCUGUUAAUAUAAAAAAAAAUUCAUUUA
Molecule: messenger RNA, 3516 nt
Organism: Xyrauchen texanus (razorback sucker)
Lineage: Eukaryota; Metazoa; Chordata; Actinopteri; Cypriniformes; Catostomidae
Product: zinc finger X-chromosomal protein-like
Exons: 8
Coding region: 183-2357 (724 amino acids)
Biological process (GO): regulation of transcription by RNA polymerase II
Cellular component (GO): nucleus
Molecular function (GO): RNA polymerase II transcription regulatory region sequence-specific DNA binding; metal ion binding; DNA-binding transcription factor activity, RNA polymerase II-specific
Source: RefSeq, a predicted model, not a curated record